Molecule: messenger RNA, 672 nt
Organism: Metarhizium album ARSEF 1941
Lineage: Eukaryota; Fungi; Ascomycota; Sordariomycetes; Hypocreales; Clavicipitaceae
Exons: 2
Coding region: 1-672 (223 amino acids)
Source: RefSeq, a predicted model, not a curated record
AUGGUCAAAACUUACAACGUAGCAGGAGGAAUCAAGCGCGUUGAUCCACGUCACGAACUAUACAAGGGCGAAAAAGUGUAUUUAUACCGAGCAGUGAGCAUCCCCCAGCCUGAGGGUCAGGGACGCUUCCGAGGCAUGGAGCUGGGCCAUGAUACUCGCGGACGACUCGGCCGAUACCAACAACGCCUGGGUAUCAGAGUCUGCCGUCGCCGACGUGCUCUGCUAGCCCGGUCCUCGAGCGCAACUGUCUACGGUCCCCCCCGACGCCGACGCAAUGGCUUGUCGGUUGCUCAACGCCGGCCUGUACAGCACUUGCUACAAUCUCGCCCGCUGCGGCUCUCUCCUGCCCUGAUCUCGGCCUACCGCAAAAGCGCACGCGCAAGCACCCUGAUAAACGAUCUGUUCGACUAUGAUUCCGACUUGGCCCACAGACAGCCAAACAUCCUCGCCCACGGCUACGCCGCCGGCCGCCGCGAUAUCGACGCGUGGCAGGACACCGUGACCGAGGUAUACUUUGACGCGCUGGAAAAGGGCCACGGCUGCUUGACGGGGGACUGGCCGGUCUGGGCCGACAGAAUUCCUGACCUCUCUGUCGACGGCGUUGACCAUGGCUUCAUGUGUGCUGCGUUUGCGGCCCUUGCCCAGCCUUCUGCAGCCCGAGAGAUGCCGUGA